AUGAACCAAACACAAUCCUACAUCGAUGUCCACUCAUCGCACCUGUCGUCCGCUCAGCCGUAUGCGCCUCAUGCCGCAACUGCGGGAGGGUUAGCGCAUUACCAGUACCAGCAGCCACCCGUUCUGCAGCCAGCAUCAACCACCUAUGGCCCGGCAAGCUCGUACUCUCAGUAUGCUUACCCUGGUGGAGUGACCUCCUCCCAGGGAGGUCCGCAACCCCCGACCACCUCCAUGAGCAGUGGCGUCCCGACCCAAUUGUUGCCUUUACCAGGUACGUGCUACUCUAAAUGUCAUGGUCAGCUGAACUUUCAAGCUAACUGCAUUUCUGUAGCUGUGACAACACAUGGUGCUGUCCCGACAGCGGGUUAUGGAAACACGACCGGGACCCCCUUGCAAGGGUAUGUCUAUGAUCCCACUGGCCAGGUAGCCCCUCCAGGAGCGAAACCGCGCGUUACUGCCACCUUGUGGGAAGACGAAGGCAGCCUCUGCUACCAGGUGGAAGCCAAGGGCGUCUGCGUGGCAAGAAGAGAAGACAAUCAUAUGAUUAACGGCACAAAGCUCCUGAACGUCGCAGGAAUGACGAGAGGUCGCCGUGAUGGUAUUCUGAAGAGUGAGAAGGUCCGACACGUCGUCAAGAUUGGGCCCAUGCAUCUGAAGGGCGUCUGGAUCCCCUUCGAGCGUGCCCUCGAAUUCGCCAACAAGGAGAAAAUUACAGAUCUCCUGUAUCCCCUAUUCGUUCACAACAUUGGUGGCCUCUUGUAUCACCCGACGAAUCAGAGUCGGACGAACAUGGUGGUGCAAGAAUCGCAACAGCGGCGAUUGGAGGGCCCUCAGGCUGCGCGAGCAUCUCAAGGGCCUCAGCCCUCGACUUUGCACCAUCACCACUCCCUGCAGGGCACAGUUCCAUCGCACAUGCCGCAACCCCACACCAUGGCUUCUCAGGCCGGUGCUCGGCCGGCACUCGAUCGAGCACACACAUUUCCCACGCCUCCUGCUAGUGCCUCGAGCCUCAUGCCCAUCACCAAUCCCAGCAACUCCUAUGACUGGAACAACCAAGGGAUGAACUCGGGCGUGCCGAACUCCCAGCCGCUCUCCAUUGAUACGGCUCUGAGCAACGCUCGGUCAAUGCCGACGACACCUGCCACCACACCCCCGGGCAGCAACAUGCAGGGAAUGCAGCCAUUCCAAGGCCAAUCCGGGUACGAGUCGAAGCCAUAUUACUCUGCUGCCCCGCCUUCUCAUCCCCAUUAUGCUUCCCAGCAACCUAUGACUCAGACUGGUAUGGCGUCCUAUGGACAAACGAUCCCGUCUCACCCUUACAUCAAGAGUGAGAUGGGACCCCCGUCAAGCCGGACACCUGGCGGCCAGCCGGAGACGGAUGCACCUGAGGUGAAGCAAGAGCGCUAUGCCCACAGUAAUGGACAUGUUGGAAGCAAUGGAGCUGAGCAAGUUCCGGAGCAUGAGUCGGAGUAUGUGCAGCAUGACAAUUCUGGAUAUAACACCAACCGGGGAUCCUACACAUACACCACCAACACUUCGGUGGGUAGUCUGGCGGGUGACCACUCCCAACUUACCCCGGAGAUCACGGGUUCUCCUACCCAACAAAACGGGUCUGAACGCAUGACACCCCGUACGAGUGGUGGGCCCCCUCCCCCUUGGGGCUCCGGAUACAACACCCCUCCGCGCCCCGCCGCUGCUAGCAGCCUAUACAACAUCGUGAGCGACACCAGAGGGACAUCGGGCAAUGGCGCGACCUCUGACAAUUACUCCGUGGCUUCAAACUCUGCUCCUGGAUACUCGACAGGCAUGAACGGAUCUUUAGGCUCCACUAAGCGGAUGCGGGAAGACGAUGACGUGGAUCGCAUUCCUCGACCGGACAGCCGAGGAACGGAGUAUGAUAGCAAGCGCCGUAAGACGCUGAGCGAGGUCGGCGGUCCCGUUGGAGGUGUGCCCCUUGGGCUCCAGCCCAUGAAGGCUGGCGGUGUUAUGGCCCGUCGUCGGUAA
This is a messenger RNA of Aspergillus luchuensis, 2004 nucleotides long. RefSeq lists its product as uncharacterized. Gene Ontology annotation, molecular function: DNA-binding transcription factor activity; sequence-specific DNA binding. The record is from RefSeq and is a predicted model, not a curated record. The transcript is spliced from 3 exons. Gene Ontology annotation, biological process: positive regulation of transcription by RNA polymerase II. Gene Ontology annotation, cellular component: nucleus. NCBI's taxonomy places the organism in Eukaryota, Fungi, Ascomycota, Eurotiomycetes, Eurotiales, Aspergillaceae. The coding region runs from base 1 to 2004 and encodes 667 amino acids.